AAAUAUGGCUGAGGGGGCGUGUCUGAUGUUGCUAGGCAAUAAGACAGACCUGGUGAGCGCAGACAGGAGGGAGGUGACAAGAGCACAAGGCCGCAGACUGGCGGAGCAGUACCAAGCUGUGUUCUAUGAAUGCAGUGCUAAAAGUGGACAGCAGGUGGAGGAGGCCAUGACCCAUCUGACCAGGUUACUUGCCUCACAGGAGGACAAGCAGUGCGAGUCUGUGCUGCGUCUGGACGUCUCUUCCAACAGAGGGCGCUGCUGCAAAUAAUUCAGAUUCAGAAUUCAGAACUUCAGAAUUUAACCAGGACAUGACUCAUGAAUAUUAAUUACGUCACUUGACGCACAAAGAAUUUGAGAAACA
Molecule: messenger RNA, 361 nt
Organism: Carassius auratus (goldfish)
Lineage: Eukaryota; Metazoa; Chordata; Actinopteri; Cypriniformes; Cyprinidae
Product: ras-related protein Rab-27B
Exons: 3
Coding region: 5-268 (87 amino acids)
Molecular function (GO): GTP binding; GTPase activity
Source: RefSeq, a predicted model, not a curated record